Messenger RNA from Fusarium proliferatum ET1, 837 nucleotides. RefSeq lists its product as uncharacterized. Bases 1 to 837 code for a protein of 278 amino acids. Gene Ontology annotation, molecular function: DNA-binding transcription factor activity. NCBI's taxonomy places the organism in Eukaryota, Fungi, Ascomycota, Sordariomycetes, Hypocreales, Nectriaceae. The transcript has 2 exons. Gene Ontology annotation, biological process: regulation of DNA-templated transcription. The record is from RefSeq and is a predicted model, not a curated record.
AUGCCCCGGAAGAAUAAAACCGCAGCCUCUAUUGCAGAAAAUCGCGAAGCUCAGCGCAGGUCCAGAGCCCGGCGGCAAGAACUGAUUGCAGAUCUACAGAGUCGAUUAGAAGAGUACGAACGGAUGGGCGUAGCGGCCUCUAUAGAGAUGCAACGCGUUGCUCAGGCCGUCAACGUCCAGAACCAACGCCUAAAGAACUUGCUUGGCGUGUACGGGGUCUCGGAAGAUGAAAUUGAGCAAUAUCUAUCCUCCCCCGAGGAAGACCAUCGGGCAUUGAAUGCUCGACACCGAUGCAACACAUGUGGACGUUUAUUGCAAACAAGAGACAUUUCGACGGAUGAUCCGUCCCAGAGCUCCUUUGGGUCUGCAUUAAGCAUGGCUGGAGACGCGGUGCCGAUCUUCGCGUCGGUGUUGUCAAGUCCUACCCUGCCGACGCCUGGCCGAAAACAACCGUCAUCUACCGAGCCACAGAUCGAAUCGAUACAACCCCGAGAAGAAAAUGAAAGAGUCUUCAUGCUUCAAAUAGAGGAACAAGGAUUUCACCAUCAAAUGCAUGCGGCAAACAGGCUUGACAACACAACUGCCGACAGUUCCUCAACCCCAACUGGCAUGCUCUCUCUGCUCUCUGACUCUUUCGAUUCAUCAAAUUCCAUCAUCCAUUCUUCUAACCAUUCGGAGCCGCUAGAAACCUCGUGCGACAAAGCGGCAGAAAUACUUGUUGAACUUCACAACCAUACAGAUCCAUCGUGGGCUCGUUUGGCCCUGGGGUGUUAUGGAGAUAACAGCUGCUCUGUCAAGAACACCAAAAUCUUUCAGCUCAUGGAUCAUAUCCAUUAG